AUAUUAUUUGUAAAUGUAAAGAGAAUCAUUAAUGAGAGUAUGUCAAGUAACGGUGAUUAGAGCGAUAAGUGGAUUCUACUGUGUCUCAGUUUAUCUGGAUUGAUUGAAAAUCUUGUAUCUGAUCCGGGAAUGGACUUUGCAGAAACCAUGAAAAAUAUUGUUGCCAAAGGUAUGCAGUCUGAAAUGGGGCCACCAGGUGGAGGAGCUGGUUUUCCUGGCACACCAAGUAGCAUUGGUUAUGUUACUGAAAAAAUGUACGCUUUAUUGCAAGCGUAUCUCCAAAAUAAAGGUUGGAAUCCAAGCAUCGAACUUCUACAAUGUUUUUCAGAAUUUAAGGAUGCAUCAAUGAUUCCAAGCGCUGCUUACUUGCAGAUGAUGGCGACAAGGAUAGCUUUGGACUCUCAAGGACGACUAGUUCUUAGAGAAAAUGGAAAAAUAAUAUUGCCCUAUGAACAUUUUGCAAAUGCUGUGAUGUUAAAGCAUACAAAUGGUCCACAUGGUUUACAUUUAGGGUUAGAAGGCACGGUUAGGGCUGUUAUGGAAUCGUACACUAUAGGACGAGAAUGUUUUGGUAUGGAAAAAGAAUUUAUAAUAGAAGUGGUACAAAAUUGUCCAAAUUCUGCUUGCAUUUAUUAUAAAAAUCAACUUGAGUUAUCAAAAAAAAUGGGACAUAUGACUCCAACUUAUAUUCAAGAUAAUGAGACAACAGCUUCUCUUUUACGUAGUAGAUUUCCUCAUAAUACAGAUUUUCAGGCAACUUUAAGCAAUGCUAAUCCAAAUACUCAUAUGGGAGGAGCGUCUGCAACAGAUUUGGCAGAAAUGAGAAGUGCUGGAAACCAAAUGAACCUUCAACGACCUCCAAGCCGUCCAUCAUUAAAUAUUCCACAUCGAUCUGUAUCACAAGAAAAGAAAGUAACUAGUGGGAAACAACACUAUGAAUCUCUAGUAUCAACUAUUUCAAUAUCUGAUCACAAAUUAACAGACUUUUUAAGAACAAAUUUAGAUAAUUUGGAUAAUCUCAGUGGACUUGGAUUAGGAAAUCUACAAGGAUUAGGAAAUGCAAACAAAGACUUGUUAGCUUUACAUAAUGGAGCUUGGCCAUUAGAGAAUGAAAAAGGAAAUCGCUCAUUUUCAAAUUCAGAAGGUGGGCAAGAAAAGAUAGUAAGGGCUUUUGCAGAAGUAAUGAAGAAUAUGGCAAGAAUGAAAGCUUGUGUGCGUCCUGCAAUGUGUAAACCUUAUGGAAAACAGUCAGAGGCUUUGCAGAAAACAUUGGUAGAUACAAUACAACUUGUACAAUCACUGCGAAGUUUCUUGCCACCACCACAUAUUCCUGUAUCGAGCUGGAAAAACGAAGACAAACAUCGAUUAGACCAUACGAGUACUCCUUACCUUCCACCAUUAAAGACUGGAGGUUUAGAAGAAUUGUGUGAACAACGCAAGUUAGAUUAAACAAUGUCUUCGCUUUUUAAUCAUUAAGUCAGGUUUUGUCUUUGCGCUCUAUGAUGUUCUAGUCAUGUGGUGUUUAUAGGUUAGAUGGGUGUUUUGUAUUUAAAAAAACCCAAAGGAUUGCUCAAAUGUUGUUGGCGUUUAGGACUUCAAAAUACUAAGGGAUAAAAUGAGUCAUGCGUGGACUGUGAUAAAUGAGGGUAGUUAAAGUUUUAUAUAUAGUCAAUUGAAAUUCAUGCUGCUGUUUUAAAAUUAAAUAUUUGAUAUGUUCUUUUUUUCUAUGAUUUGUGUGUAAUGUAUAUAAUCUGCCUAUAGAGUUUAUUUAAUAACUGAGUUAGUUGAUCUUGAACCAGCUCUAUCAUAAAUAAUUUACAUAUUUUGAAUACAUAUAAAACUGCAUUUAUAUUUUAUUGUUGUAUGUAUAUUAAUUUAAUAACCCACCAUUUGUGUUCCAAAGAUUACCUGAUUAGUAUUGUAUUAUAAAAAUUAUAUAUUACAGCAGUAAAUUUGCAUAUUUACUAAAAGUUUGAAUGAACUUCAGUAAGGAUCAAAUUUAGUGUUAUAAGUAUACAAGUUUAAAAUGUUAUUAAUAUUUUAAAUAUGAGAAAGUAAGUAAUUAUUCGUAGUUAAUAUUAUAUGAUCCUGCAUUAUUUUAUUUUUGAAUGUGCUUUAAAUAAUUAUAAUGUAUAUAAUUGUAAAGUAUUUUGAAUAUUUCAAUUGUCUGCAAUUAUGAUAAAAGUGUUGAGGUAUAAUAAAUUCUCAAUUUUAUAGGAAUAUUUUCAUUUAACCUGAUUACAAAUUAUUGUUUAUUUCGUAAGGUUAAAUUCAAUAUAUAAUUGAUGAGAGUUAUGGAAAGUUAGCACGUUUUAUUUGUUUCAUGUAGGAGAAUAUUUUUGAGUUUAUUACGUAAAGUCAUUUCAUGAUUUUUAAACAAUAGCUGCAUACUGUUUUAUGAUGGAAGUGGCACAUUUGCAGUUAUGUUGCAAAAGCUAUUUUGUUUCAGCAUGUGAUCAUCUCAAAUUCUUGAAAUGCAUUUUAUACUGAGAAAUUAAAUCUCCCAAAAUAUUGUUCAUUUAAUAAUUCUAUAUAAUUGUUAAAAAGGAAAAUGUG
Messenger RNA from Megachile rotundata (alfalfa leafcutting bee), 2556 nucleotides. RefSeq lists its product as uncharacterized. Lineage: Eukaryota; Metazoa; Arthropoda; Insecta; Hymenoptera; Megachilidae. The record is from RefSeq and is a predicted model, not a curated record.